Molecule: messenger RNA, 1755 nt
Organism: Anastrepha ludens (Mexican fruit fly)
Lineage: Eukaryota; Metazoa; Arthropoda; Insecta; Diptera; Tephritidae
Product: dynein regulatory complex subunit 2
Exons: 6
Coding region: 1-1644 (547 amino acids)
Biological process (GO): axonemal dynein complex assembly; cilium-dependent cell motility; regulation of cilium movement
Cellular component (GO): axoneme; axonemal dynein complex
Source: RefSeq, a predicted model, not a curated record
AUGGGCAAGAAGAGCAAAGCCAACAAAUUGGCCAAAAUGUCGGAGGAGGAACGGGCGCGUUAUAUGCAAAUGCGCGCCGAUAUCGAGGAGGAGGCAAGACGCCGCAAGGUGCAACUGCUGUCACUCUUCAUGAAGAAUAAGCUGAAACGUGAGGAGGCUUUCUGUCGCCUAAAUAUGGCGAAAAUCAAUCAGGAAUGGCGUUCGAUACUUCGCCAAGUGAAAGUGCAAGAACUGCGCAAAGAAAUCGAGGAACUGCAAAAAUUCUUUCAAGAGCAGCUCGAUCGCAAAGAUCACAUUAUUAAGCGGCUUCUGAACGAUAUAGAUAUAGCUGAGGAUAUGUAUUCGACACUGCAGCAAUCGCAUAUGGAAAUUGUUAAUAAAAUGAUUGGUCUUCAGCAGCAACGUAUGCAAUUCUUCAAGGAAUCUUAUGAACAAAAUAAAACUACUGUACUAGAAGAAUAUGCAAAGGAUUUGAUUGAUUUUCAACAAAAACGACAAUGCGCCGUAGACGAAUUGGAAUGUGUUAAAUAUCAGCUGGAAGACGAUAGUGAUAAACGAGCAAUGGAACGUGAGGAAAGACACUUGCAAAACUUAGAUGAUCUUAAGAGUGAGAUGCAACUCUACAUUGAAAAUGUCACUCAAAGUGGUGAAACAAAACUCGAACGCCUCUGGCAGGAAUAUCAGGAUGUGCUCGCUGGUUAUAUGCAGCACACCGAAAGCUUCUACACUGAGUACAUGGAUCUGAAGGAGCGCGAUGAAGAGAGUACAAAUCUCAUACGCGAUCAUUGCCACGAAAUCGAACGAGCCAGCGAUCAAUUGGCCCAUCUUAAAAUCGUCUAUGCCGAUACUGCAGAUCAAAAUGACACGAAAACAGUUUAUUUCAUUAAGAUGAGAGAUGAUCUGCAGCGUCGUAUGACGGAGUCCAAAGCCGAGUUCGAAUCGGAACAGAAGGCUGAUGAAGAGCGUUUCAAACUGAUAAGCGUUGUGAGCUACAAUACGCUGAAGCAACUCAAAAGCAUCGCCGCUGAGGGAGAGACGCUGUUGCAGUUGGCAUUCGUUUGUCGCAAAUAUGAAACCGAAAGAGAGCAACUGAUGCCUUUGGGCUUGCCACCACUUACGAAACCGAUGUUCGAGGAGGCGCAGAGCCCUGAGGAAAUGGAAGGGCUGAAGGGUUCAGAUCAGCCGUCAAAGGAUUUGGAAGAAAACACCUUCGUCAAUUGGGUGUUGAUGGAGAACUUUUGGCGUCGUGUCAACAAUGCACGCGUUGAUGUAGUCUGCAUGAAGCGACAGAAGAAAUCGCUCGAAGCCGAGAAUGCCCAACUCAAAACUCAACUCCAGGAGUACCUCAUCAAUUUGAACAUCAGCAAUGGUUCUAAUCUUCACAUCAAUGACUAUCUCGCAAAACGACCUAGCAGCAUGCGUGUGGAUCGUGUGCAGCGGCUAACUAGCAGCGGCCAACGUCAAUCGAAAUGUCACAGUGCUACCGAGGCGCGCCGAUUAUCCGGCAAUUUUCGUAGCAACAUCGGCUAUCGGCGACCCAUCACCGCUUGCAUUGAAGCGAAUUUCACGAACACUGUGCGGACAGCGCGUUUGUUACGCGGCAAACCCAAGCUAGCGAAAAUUGAAUCAUUCGUGCGCCUAUAAAAAAAUUGUUUUUUCACUUCCCUUUUUUGCUUGGAAGCAACUUUUCUAACUGGCAUGACAUUAAUUGUGGCGGAUGAAAUGGAUAAUUAAUUUCUUAGCUUUUAAGUUGUA